This is a messenger RNA of Eucalyptus grandis, 929 nucleotides long. RefSeq names its product glutaredoxin-C9. NCBI's taxonomy places the organism in Eukaryota, Viridiplantae, Streptophyta, Magnoliopsida, Myrtales, Myrtaceae. The transcript has a single exon. The coding region runs from base 171 to 692 and encodes 173 amino acids. The record is from RefSeq and is a predicted model, not a curated record.
UUCUCUCUCUACUUUCUCUCUCCUCCGUCCCACCAUUUAUAUGCUCCCCCCAGCUUCGCCCUCUUCGCACACAACGCAAAGCGCGAGUUCCUUCACUCCUUCCUUCCUUCGAUAAGCCUCACGCAAUCGAUCCCAUCGAUCUCACAAACCCAAGAGAGAGACCCGACAUCAUGCAGCAAGCGAUCCCUUACGAGCCGUCGCUCUUCCCCGUCCGCGCCGGCGGCGGCCCGCCGAGGAGCCGCCGCCGCCGCGCGCUCCUGCUGAACCCGAGCGUCGUGGCCGGCGGCGAGCAGCAGCGGCCGGCGCGGCGGGGGGAAGACGCGGAGGAGGAGGAGGAGGAGGAGGCGGAGCAGGAGGAGCUGGCGGCGGGCGUCCGCGAGAGUACGCGCCGAGCGGUGGCGGAGAGCGCGGUGGUGGUGUUCGGGAAGCGGGGCUGCUGCAUGAGCCACGUGGUGAACCGGCUGCUGCAGGGGCACGGGGCGAACCCGGCGGUCCGGGAGUUCGGCGACGAGGAGGAGGCCGCGGUCGUGGGGGAGCUGGAGACGAUCUCCGGCGGCGGGAGAGGGGUCGUUCAGUUCCCGGCGGUGUUCGUCGGGGGGAAGCUGUUCGGGGGGCUGGACCGGGUGAUGACGGCGCACAUCACGGGGGAGCUGGUGCCGGCCCUGAAGGAUGCCGGAGCUCUUUGGCUCUGAUGGGGUCCCUGCCCGACGGAAAAGAAUUUAAUUGCUUCAUUUUUUCCAUUUCUUUUUCUGCUUCUUUUUGCUUAUAUAGAAGGGAAAAAUUUGUGUUCCUCCUGGUUCAGGAGCAGUUGCAUAGAAGGGAAGGCAAUUCAGGAUCUUCAUCUUCUUCUUCUCCUCCUCCUCCUUCUCUUCUUGAAUUUAGAAUUACUGUGGAAAGCAAAUCAGUCAGGAACAAGGUAGUUUCAGACA